Messenger RNA from Rosa rugosa (rugosa rose), 1121 nucleotides. RefSeq names its product CASP-like protein 4A3. The record is from RefSeq and is a predicted model, not a curated record. Bases 145 to 1029 code for a protein of 294 amino acids. The transcript is spliced from 3 exons. Lineage: Eukaryota; Viridiplantae; Streptophyta; Magnoliopsida; Rosales; Rosaceae.
UCCAGUGUCCAGUGUCCAUUGUCCAAGAAAGAAGCAGUUCCACGUAGAGCCUGUUAAAGUCUCUUCCCUCCACUUUCACUUUUCACCAGUUCCCAAAACUCACUCCUUCUUCGUCGGUCCACUCUGAAUCCAAUAGAGCACCAAAUGGAUGCCCUGAAAGGAGGCAAGCCAGCCAUGAAGAAAUCCUCCUCCAUCAACUCCGACGACUCCGCCUGCACCGCCGGCUCCCCCCUCCGCUACCUCUCCCCCAUGCGAUCCGACGCCGGCGACCCCUCCGAAUCCCCCCCCUACGGCUCCCCGGAGCUCUCCCCCCAGAAGCCGCCCCCCGACAACUCCAAGGCCAUCAUGGCCGUCGACAAGUUCACGCAGUACUCCCCCUCCCCCUUCCGCCCUCAGAAACCGCCCGAGAAGGCGCCCUCGCCGCUCGUCGUCUACAACAGCAACCGCGCCGCCAGGGAGGACCCCCCGCCCUCGGUGCCCAAGGCGGCCGCUCCUAACGGCGUGCCCUGGACUGCCGGAGGCGGCGCCGGGGUUGGGAGAUCGAGGCGGCCGCCGAGGAGAGACGAUGUGUUGACGACGGCCGCGCUGGGGUUUCGGGUUAGCGAGUUGGUGCUAUGCUUGAUUUCGUUCUCGGUUAUGGCCGCUGAUAAAACUCAGGGCUGGAGCGGCGAUUCCUUUGAUCGCUACAUGGAAUACAGGUAUUGUUUAGCUGUGACUGUUAUUGGAUUUGCAUAUGCUGCUUUUCAAGCAUACAAUCUAUCCUACCAUCUAGUCACCGGGAAUUAUGUGAUCAGGCACCACCUUCGUCACCACUUUGAUUUCUUCAUGGAUCAGGUACUGGCAUAUCUUCUCAUUUCAGCAUCAUCAUCGGCAGCCACCAGGGUCGACGACUGGCAAUCAAAUUGGGGAAAAGAUGAGUUCACGGAGAUGGCUACUGCUUCAGUCAGCAUGGCCUUCCUCGCUUUCAUUGCCUUUGCACUAAGCUCCCUGAUCUCUGGUUACAACCUAUGUACCCAUGAUUCUACGUGAUCUUUACAAUGAGCUGCAGACUCAGUUUUCAUGUUGUGAGAAAAUAAUAUAUAGAAUGUGAAUGAAAAUGAUUGAUUUUCCAGUGGUGUAUA